Microtus ochrogaster (prairie vole) is the source of this 546-nucleotide messenger RNA. It is a transcript of the gene Rpl26l1, whose product is annotated as ribosomal protein L26 like 1. The record is from RefSeq and is a predicted model, not a curated record. NCBI's taxonomy places the organism in Eukaryota, Metazoa, Chordata, Mammalia, Rodentia, Cricetidae.
AUGGCGGAAGCGGAGAAUCGCAUUCCUUACGCGACUGCGCCACGGCGAAACGUCAUAUCCGGCCCUGCGUGCACUACACCGGAGCCGGAACUUGUGAUCACAAGGAAGGUCCACCCCUUGGUGACCUCGGACCUCAGCAGUCUCAAAAAUCAUUUCGGUGUCCCCUCUCACGUGCUCGGAAAGACCAUGUCUUCCCGGCUGUGCAAAGAACCGCGGCGGAAGUACAACGUCCUCUCCGUUCCCGUCCGCAAGGACGACGAGGUCCAGGGGGUUUGAGGACACUACGAAGGUCAUCAGAUCAGCAAGGUAGUCCAAGUGUACAGAAAGCAGUAUGUCAGCCACAUCAAGCAGGUAGAGCAUGAGGAGGCUAAGGGCACAACUGUCUGCAUGGACGUCCACCCAGUAAGGCAGGGUUUCAGUAAGGUGCUUAUCACCAGGCUGGAACCAGACAGAGACAGGAAACAAAUUCUUCAACGCAAAGCCACGUCUCGUCAAGCUGGGAAAGAGAAAGGCCAAUGUAGGGAGCUCAGGAGGUCGCAGGAGUGA